AUGACGGAACCGAAAGUCGUUCAUAAUCAUCACGUAAAGUUCGCUGCUCGUUUCCAGGUAACUGCACCGCCCCCUGCGAUACCGUGUGCCAUUAAGGACGAAGUUGAACUGCUACGGGCAGGUCUUCGUAACAAACAUGGUGACCAUGUGAAACAACAUCAUAAAUAG
Haemonchus placei is the source of this 168-nucleotide messenger RNA. NCBI's taxonomy places the organism in Eukaryota, Metazoa, Nematoda, Chromadorea, Rhabditida, Trichostrongylidae. The record is from the annotation of a GenBank genome assembly.